Molecule: messenger RNA, 1256 nt
Organism: Phyllopteryx taeniolatus (common seadragon)
Lineage: Eukaryota; Metazoa; Chordata; Actinopteri; Syngnathiformes; Syngnathidae
Gene: lgals3b
Product: lectin, galactoside binding soluble 3b
Exons: 14
Coding region: 192-1178 (328 amino acids)
Molecular function (GO): carbohydrate binding
Source: RefSeq, a predicted model, not a curated record
AGAAGCUUUGCAUUCUGGCGAUUAUUUGCUUUAACAAAGGAGAAACUAACAACUAACAAUUCUUUGCCAUAAUGAUGAAACAUUGACGGAGGGAAAAAGAUGGCAGGAGGUGCAACUUAAUUUCCUCAUUUUCGAUGAGCUGCAUCACAGGACAUUUCAUUAGUUAACCCUCGGCUGCUUCACCACAGAAGAUGAUGAAUCUCUCCGACGCCGUUGACGGUUGGCCCUCCCCCGGGGGCGGCAACCAAUCAACAGAAGGCGGCGCUUGGCCACAACAGCCCAACCAGCCUCCGGGGCCAGGUGCGCCCAACCAGCCCAACCGGCCCCCGUGGCCUGGUGCGCCCAACCAGCCCAACCAGCCCAUGUGGCCCGGUGCGCCUAGCCAGCCUAACCAGCCCACGUGGCCUGGUGCGCCUAGCCAGCCUAACCAGCCCAACCAGCCCAUGUGGCCUGGUGCGCCUAGCCAGCCUAACCAGCCCAACCAGCCCACAUGGCCCGGUGCGCCUAACCAGCCUAACCAGCCCAACCAGCCCACAUGGCCCGGCGCGCCUAACCAGCCUAACCAGCCCAACCAGCCCAACCAGCCCACAUGGCCCGGGGCGCCCACCAACCCCACCUGGAACGGACAACAGGUCGCAGGCGGGGAGGGCGGCAGAGGUGGAGGCACUGGUGUGGGUGGAGCCCUGUGGCCGGCCCCCUCCCCCUCCAAAGGGUCCGGGGACUGGCCUGCUCCAUCACCCGGAACAGGAGCCAACACUUCAGUUUCUCUGUCGGUGCCGUUCAGCCAAAAGAUUCCCGGCGGCUUGAGAACGGGGAACAUUAUCAACAUCAAAGGAAACAUCAAACCCAAUGCUAACAAGGUGACGGUGGACCUGUGCAGCGCUCACGAUCUGGCGUUCCACUUCAACCCUCGCUUCAACGAGAACGGCAAGAAGGUGAUCGUGCGGAACAGCAAAAUCGGCGGUCGCUGGGGCAACGAGGAGAGGAGCCUGCCGCGCUUCCCCUUCGUGGCCGGACAGCCGUUCGAGCUGCGGAUCGAGUGCGCCUCCAACAUGUUCAAGGUGUUCGUUCAAGGCUCGCACCUGCUGGACUUCCAUCACCGCUUGACGAACGUGAGCCAGAUCCAAAAGUUGGCUAUCUCCAACGACGUCACGCUCUCAGACGUCAGGAUCCAGUGACCUCUGACCUCGCCACCUCUGAAAUCAGAACAUCAGCGCCUCCUCGAGUCGAAAUAAUAAAGUCAACCUUUGACCCCA